Messenger RNA from Moesziomyces antarcticus, 4671 nucleotides. Its product is annotated as glycosyltransferase family 1 protein. The record is from RefSeq and is a predicted model, not a curated record. Lineage: Eukaryota; Fungi; Basidiomycota; Ustilaginomycetes; Ustilaginales; Ustilaginaceae. Bases 1 to 4671 code for a protein of 1556 amino acids. Gene Ontology annotation, biological process: carbohydrate metabolic process. Gene Ontology annotation, molecular function: UDP-glycosyltransferase activity; hexosyltransferase activity. The transcript has a single exon.
AUGUCGUUCGAAACAACACAAGGGCCCGUAUCCACACCCGGAGACGAGACGCGAUCCGCUUCAAUGGCAACGUCUCAGGGAGCUGCGGACGAAGUGCAUACAUCCAUGCCUGACAACGCGAACGACGCUCCGCCGCAGUCUGUCGACCUUUCCGACAGCUACGGAACACCGCCGUUUCCCAAGUCUCCCAGGCUGGAUCCGUCGUCUCCGCGCAAUUUCUCCACCAUCUCCUCGCUCGCCGGCUCAAGGGAGCUGGGACGUCCUGUUCUCGAGCCGACCACAAGGAUCUUCGCUGUCGGCCCGACAGCCUCGACACCGCCUGCCAAAGUGUCUCUGCCAUCCACGCGGCCCGCCGAAAAGUCUCGACCACCAUCUCCGGGCAUCUCGGAAGGGCAUCCCGCCGAUGUUGCUUUCCACGCCGAGCCCCAGGGCUUGAUGCAGAUGCUGAGCCUUGUGGGAAGCACUUUGCUGGAGGCCGAGCGCGUCGGAUUCACCGAAGACGAUACGGACGAGCUCGAAGCUCAGCCGUCUGCGCGCACAGCUGGUCCGAGCGAUCCUCCCGAAAUCCCGCACGACGUCACGGGCUCGGCGUCGAGGAGAAGCACACGACACUUUGCUCCAGGCCUUGCCAGGUCAGUUUUCGACCUCGCAUCUGCCGGUACAGCCAAGGGUCGUCUGCGAGCGCUGGCUCGCGAGGAUGCAUCGGACGACGGCUCCACGCCGCAGGGAAGCCGCUCGCCUCUGGACGGCUCGGUUCACACCAUCGGAGCCAGCCGAAAGAAAAGAAUCUCCCUCACCCAGAGCGAGAUCUUUGCGUCGCCUAGCGAUCCUACGGCGGACUCGAGCGGAAGGCGUGCCUCCAGUCUGCGCUCGCAGCUUCAGCCUAGCCCGUUUGCGUCGGGAUCCACCUCUACAUUGAAUUGCGAACUUGACUCGGACCCUCCGGACUCGCUCGAUCAGCGUUCGACGCGUCAGACUGCGGCCGGCACCCUCCCGAUCCAGAAAGGGAGCAUACCCAUGCAGCACCAGUUGAGCUCUUCUCCGAUCAACUCGAUCGCCCAGCUGCCCACAGAGGGUGACGUGGAUCCACUCCUCAUUCGACCCUAUUCGCAGACGCUCGUCGCAGACGCUCCGGCGUCCGGUUCCGCCCUGGAUCACGAUCGGCUCGAACAGCAACUCCGAGACACCUUCCAGCUCGACGCAUCCGAAACUUUGGUCAUGGCCCAGCCCUGCUGGCUUUUCCGCUCGCUCCUGCUGCAAGGCCAUCUCUACCUCACCAACGGACAUCUUUGCUUCUACGCCUAUCUCCCCUCGCGCGACGAAAAGGUCGUCAAGACUGGAGUGCUCGGCAAGCGAACCCGAAGGACGCAUCGCUUCAGCAAGCAUUGGGCUUCCCUCCAAGGCAGCAAGCUCAGCUGGUUCGACAGCGAUCGAGAUCCAUACUUUCCCCAGGGCCACAUCGACCUUCGCAAGGUCUCGGCGAUCGAGCCGUCGCAGAAUCACAAGGAUCGCUUCAAGCUCAACACUCCGGCUCGUAAAUUCACCUUCCUGGCCGAAGACGAGGCGAGCCGCAACGCUUGGGUCUCGGCACUGCAGAAGGAGACCUUCCGAGCGCAAAACCAGGGCGAAAGUGUGAGGAUCAGCAUUCCGCUCGAGACGAUCAUGAAUCACGAAACCACUCUCUCCGUCGACGGCACCGAAAUGGUCUGCAUCAGCGUUGUCGACGAGGCUGGCGACUUUUCGGUCGACGAGUACUACUUCCUCCACCUCAGCAAGCCGGGCGCGUUCAUCGCGGCCCUGAACGGACUCAUCGACUCUGGUCUUGGCUCCGUCUCGUCGUUGCAGAGCGGAGAAGCGGCUCUCAAUCUCUCCAAGCUGAGCAUUCGCGAUUCCACGGGCGCUGCGUACGCAACUGCCAUGUCGCGCAGAUCGCUCGAAGAGGUCCCAACGCUCCCCAAGGUUCCUGUGAAAGCUCAAGCGCCCGAUUCCACGGUCGCGGCUGACCAAGCAGAGACAUCGGCAACUCCCAAUGCACCUACAAUGGCGGCGGUGGCGAUUCCGCAGUCUGGUCGGCGCAAAUCACAGGAUGGCUCGGCAGAUGGCGUGUUCUCCACAACACCGCGCGCUGCUGCGCUGAACCGUCUCUCCAUGGAGUCGACGCACACCUACCCUCCCUCUCCUUCCUUGUCGGAUCCACCAACGUCUUUCGACCAGGUCCAAAGGGAGGCAGAGCGUAGCUGGUCCAUACCAGGCUGGCUCAAGUCGGCACCGGCCAAAGUGCUAGGUCGCACUCACAGCUCGCACCCUCACGCAUCCAACGCUCAGGAUUCCGAGAGGACAUCUGGUAGCAAGCGGCGUCGCAGGGUCCUGGAGACGUGGUCCGGCGACAACACCGAAUCAAUCAGCAGAGAGGGAUCCAGCACCGACACCGAGGACGACAUGCUUUCGCAUUCCAUCUACUCGACGCAAUCGGGCUUCUCGAUGCUGGACGCCGAUGAUGAGGGACAAGAAGACCUCGGACGUGUCGCUGCAGAAUUCAGAGACACUUUCGGCGUCGUCCAGGACGAAGGCUUGGUCGGCCACACGCACGCCUACCUUUACCGCGUCCUGCCCGUGGCCGGUCGCUUCUUUGUCUCCGAGCGGCAUCUCGCUUUCAGAUCAUCCGGAAUCGCCGCCAAGACCGUCGGCAGGACGCUCAUGCUGGUCCCGCUGCAGGAUGUCAUCUCAGCUGCCAAGCAACUGGCGUUCCGCCCAGGCCACCACGGCAUGGUCAUCAACAUCAGCGGGCACGAGGAGCUUUUCAUCGAGAUCUCGUCCGCCAAUCGGCGUGAUGAGCUUCUCUCCCUCAUCGAGUACCAGCUGGAGCUCAUCAGCGCUGGUCACCGCAGCAAGGAGUCGCGGGACACAGUCAACCGCGAACGGUCGCACGCGCUAGUGCUCAGGGAUCUUAGCGAAAAGAUCACUGACGACCCAUCGACCACUUCGGUCGCCUCCUCUGCCGAUUCGUCCAUGCUGUCUCAGCAGAGCUCUGAUCUCGAUGCUUCCGGGGAUCUGUCCCACUUAGGCGGGCGAGCGAGUCUGCUUACGUUUGCACCGACCGCGCCUUUGACCUUUACGAUGCUGACGAUCGGUUCACGAGGCGACGUGCAGCCCUACAUUGCGCUCGCCAAGGGCCUACAGGCUGACGGUCACAACGUGCGAAUUGCGACGCAUGCCGAGUUUGGAGACUGGAUCAUGGGGCAUGGCAUCGGCUUCAGCGAGAUCGGCGGCGACCCGGCUGAGCUCAUGCGCAUCUGCGUAGAGAACGGCACCUUCACGGUCUCGUUUCUGCGCGAAGGCGUCACGAGAUUCCGCGACUGGCUCGACGAUCUUCUGGCCUCGGCGUGGCGAGCGUGCCAGGGCUCGGAUGUGAUCAUCGAAUGUCCCAGUGCCAUCGCCGGUAUCCACGUGGCCGAGGCAUUGCAGGUGCCUUACUUCCGCGCGUUCACCAUGCCGUGGACGAGGACGCGAGCGUAUCCCCAUGCCUUUGCUGUGCCGAACAACAAGGCAGGCGGCAACUACAACUACAUGUCGUAUGUCAUCUUCGACCAGAUGUUUUGGCGGGCGUCGUCGUUCCAGAUCAACCGCUGGCGCAAGGCGCUGUUGGGUCUCAAACCGACCAAUUUCGAUAGGCUCGAGCAGCACAAGGUGCCGUUCAUCUACAACUUUAGUCCCAGCCUGGUGCCUCGGCCGCUGGAUUGGUACGAGUGGAUCCACGUCACGGGAUUCUGGUUCCUGGACAAUCCGGACAACUCGUCGAGCAAGAAGUGGGAGCCGCCCGAGGAGCUGGUGACGUUCAUUCGACGCUCGCGCGAGCGGAAGCGCAAGCUGGUGUACAUCGGAUGGGGCUCCAUCGUUGUUCCCGACGCCGAGGCCAUGACGAGGUGUGUGCUGCAGGCGGUGCGCAAGAGCGGCGUGUGCGCGAUCCUGUCCAAGGGCUGGUCGGAUCGGCUCUCUGGCGACGCCACCAAGCGGUCCGCGGCGCUGGAUCCUGCGCUGGCCGAAGACGUCUUCCAGGUGAGCUCCGUGCCGCACGACUGGCUCUUCCCGCAAAUCGACGCCGCAUGCCACCAUGGCGGCGCGGGCACGCUCGGCGCCAGUCUGCGCGCCGGUCUGCCGACGGUGGUCAAGCCGUACUUUGGCGACCAGUUCUUCUGGGGCCAGCAGAUCGAGAGCCUCGGCGUAGGCAGCUGCGUGCGCCAGCUCACGGCGGACAGCCUGGCCGCGGCGCUGAUCACCGCCACCACCAACGCCAAGCAGAUCGAGCGCGCGCGCAAGCUUGGCGAGCAGAUCCGCGCCGAAGACGGCAUCGGCAAUGCGGUCAAGGCGAUCUACCGCGAUCUGGACUACGCGCGCAGCCGCGUCAAGCGCCAUACGCGUAUCGAGUCCGACGCCCCCGCCGCGCCACAAGCAGAGAACACGGAGCCGACCGAGCUGCGAGCGGGUCAGCUAGGUGCACGACCGGAGCUGGCACGCACCGCAUCGCAGGGCUUUGACGACGGCCACUCGUCGGACGGCUGGUCCGAUAUCGGCGGCGCGCCGCUGAGUCCUUCACCGCGCAACGCUGAUGGCGAUGCUUUACUCGACCUGGGCCGAGCCGGUCCAGCGUGUGUAGAAGCUCCUCUCAGCUGA